AUGGCCGCCAUUUCCCAGGCGCAAUGCGUCGUCAACGUGACCGCGGCCGCGCCGGCCGCGCGCUCCCGCGUCGCGCUCCGCGCGUCCUUCUCCGGUAAAUCCGUCGCCGCGAAGCCGGCCUACUUCGCCGCGAAGAGGCAGUCCGUCCUCGUUCGCGCGGAGGAGAAGACCGCGGAGAAGGCGGUCGAGAAGAAGGAGGAGGCGCCGUGGAGCCCCCCGAAGCUCAACCCGAACACCCCGUCCCCGAUCUUCGGCGGUUCCACGGGCGGUCUGCUCCGCAAGGCUCAGGUCGAGGAGUUCUACGUGCUCACGUGGGAGGCGCCCAAGGAGAUGAUCUUCGAGAUGCCGACCGGCGGCGCGGCGAUCAUGCGCAAGGGCCCGAACCUCCUUAAGCUCGCCCGCAAGGAGCAGUGCCUCGCGCUUCUCAACUCCAUGAGGGCCAAGAACAAGAUCAACGGGUGCGUGUACCGCGUCUUCCCGUCCGGGGAGGUGCAGUACCUGCACCCGAAGGAUGGCGUCUACCCCGAAAAGGUCAACAAAGGACGCGUCGGGGCCAACAACAACAUGCGCUCCAUCGGCAAGAACGCGAACCCGGCGUCGAUUAAGUUUGGCGGUAAGCUCGGGUCCGACGGUCUCGCCUCCGACGGCGCCGGCUUCUCUCGCGUGUUCGACCAGUAAGGUUGGUUUGCGAGAGAGCGGGCGGGUCGCGCGACGACGUCGUUUUGUUUUUUCUUCUCGAUGCGAACGCGCGACGACGACGCGCGCGCUCGGGGCGAGUCGGGACGACGAUGUAGACGGACGGACGGACGGUCGCGCGGCGGUAGGAGACGACUGACUGACUGCCGCGGGAGAACGGCGGACAGGUGGGGGAACUGAAGCGUCGCGAGGGAGGAGCGGCGUGGAGUAAGUUACAGGAACUUUGCGAAUAAAGACCCUAGCACAACGAA
This is a messenger RNA of Micromonas pusilla CCMP1545, 947 nucleotides long. RefSeq names its product photosystem I subunit II, chloroplast precursor (gene PSAD). NCBI's taxonomy places the organism in Eukaryota, Viridiplantae, Chlorophyta, Mamiellophyceae, Mamiellales, Mamiellaceae. The transcript has 3 exons. Bases 1 to 678 code for a protein of 225 amino acids. The record is from RefSeq and is a predicted model, not a curated record. Gene Ontology annotation, biological process: photosynthesis. Gene Ontology annotation, cellular component: photosystem I; photosystem I reaction center.